This is a messenger RNA of Brassica rapa (field mustard), 2727 nucleotides long. RefSeq lists its product as uncharacterized. The record is from RefSeq and is a predicted model, not a curated record. NCBI's taxonomy places the organism in Eukaryota, Viridiplantae, Streptophyta, Magnoliopsida, Brassicales, Brassicaceae.
UUUCAAUGGUUAGAGAUUGCGAUCCGCGUGAAAGCUUUGUAACAAAUAUAAUACGUCGAUUAUAACACAUCGACGGUGGUAGAUUGCUUCCUUUAGUUUAAGUUAGGAUUCUUGACAAAACGAAAACGCCACGUCACCUCCGGUAAUAAGGCUUUUAAAAGCCCGUUUGUAAAUCAUAGGCCCAACUCUAAAUGGACGAAUGCUCACGUGGCAGUCCCUAAAAGAGCAUAGACACGUAAUCGUCCACGUGUUGAGCUCGCCGUAAAGAGAGAUCUUGUGUAUUUGUAAUAGACCUUGAAGGCUUUGAUGAUGAGUCGGAGAAUCAAAGAAAUGGCGUCGAAUGUCAUAAAACCAGCGUAUGCUUACACGGUUGUGUACGUUAGGGACGUCGCGAAAUCCGUAGAAUUCUAUUCGAGAGCCUUUGGUUACAACGUUCGUCGUCUUGACGAGUCCCACAGGUGGGGGGAGCUAGAGAGCGGGCAGACAACGAUAGCAUUCACACCGCUUCACCAGCAUGAGACGGAUGACCUAACCGGUAAAGUUCAGUCGUCUACGCGUUCAGAGCGUGAGAGAGCACCCCUCGAAGUCUGCUUCUGUUAUGCUGAUGUUGACGCGGCUUUCAAGAGGGCUGUGGAGAAUGGUGCGGUGGCUGUGAGCGAGCCGGAGGACAAGGAAUGGGGCCAAAAGGUUGGAUACGUUCGAGACAUUGAUGGCAUCGUUGUACGCAUCGGAAGCCACGUUAAGUGAGCACCAUAAAACACUAGAUCACGGAACAUGAUCAUUAACAAUAUUUAUGCAUAAGAAUAAUACAAGAUACUAGCUAUGGUAUUCAGCUUCUUCUUUUUUUUUGUGGGUAAUGGAUACUUAAAUCUAAAAUCAACAGUUGAAAAUUAAAAAAAAAUAAAAAGUACUUUGGUGCCUAACUACCAGUCUCAUUUUGGUACUUUAUGUAUCGUUUCACUAAGUAAUCUAAAAUCAACAAUUGGACCUUUAUGAAUCAGCCAUUUAAUGGAAGUUAAACCUGUCUAGAGGUUAACAUUCUCGACGGACAAAAAGAGAUGAAACUGUGCGUCUGAAUACGCAUCACUUAUUCUAAAUUAUCAUAUUUUCACUUAUACCAGGUCAUAUAAACCUUGGACAAGUUUCGGGUUUUCUCUAGCUAUCAAUCUUAAUCUUCCAGUUGUUCCACAGCUCAACAAUAUAACAAGCAAAAAAAGGCAAUAAAGUACUUUAAAACUUUUUCUUUUUGUCCUUUUGCAGUCUUUAUAUGUUUGUGAAUGCAUCUCUUUGCAUAAAAGUGUGAUUGCCUGAUUGGCCACCUGUCAUAGUGAAAGCUAAGCCAAUAAUGCAAUGCGUAUUUGGUCUUUGAAACCAAAAUCAAGAUGAGACGCAGUUAUCCGCUACAAAUAAUAUUGUAAUCACCCGGGACCAGGAGAAAGGGAUCCUAUAUAUAAAACUGGAAUCCCACUUUGCUAAACAUUUUAGAAAUUGUUAGAUGUAUAUAUUAAACAUACAAAAAUCACUUUUAUAGGGUUUAAUUAAAUUUCUAACACAAAAGAAAAUACAAUUUUCGACGAUCGAACAAAUCUUAAACCAAAACAUAUACUACUAAUCUCGGGCAGAAAGUCGAAUUUUCCCACUUAGUGUAAAAUGUGAAUAAAAAAUAUUGUUUUAUUAUCACUAUUUCUUUUUCUUGCUGGUCUUGCUUGCCUGUUAAAGAAGUUGCUAAUGAAAACAAUUAAAACAUGUGACAAAGAAAAGGAAAAAUCUAAAAGAAUACAGCCGAACGAAAACUAGGGCCUGUGGGGGAUGAUGAAUACUUUAACAGUACUCUGUUACUCCUCUCUCGUAAGGGAAACAAAAAGGAAUGGGUAGUUGGGUACACAACAUCCAUAACUUAGUAACACAUGCCUUUUGACUAAUAUAAGCAGACCACUAGCAUCAACAAUCAUGGAACUUUGAAAAAUCAUCUCAACGACUGUCAUAAAUACGAUGAAAGUAUGAAACAACCGACAUGCAUGGGGCGAGUCAACAAAUUAUUCGUAUAUGGUGUAACAAUUUCACCCUUUCUCGACAUGGAUCCGAGAUUUAUACAAUUGUUCUUUGAAAUAUAUAUAUAUAUAUAUAUAAUUGGGUUGGUUUCGAUCAUCGGUGAAACCAGCAAAAAACUAAUAUUGAGAUAAAGAUGUUAAAAAGCUAAAUAUAUAGAAAUAAUCGGAUUUCAUAGUUAUAAUAUUUGCACAUGACAAUUUUAAAUUUUAAUGUUUAUUGUUUUUUUUAUACAUAAAUACUAGUUGAUAUUCUGCACAUGACGAAAUUUAAUUUUAGUGUUUAUUGUUUAUUUUUAUAAAAAAUAAUAAUUAAAUUAGAUACAAAUUUUAAAUUAUUAAUAAUUAUAAAAAAUGAAUAUUCAUAUUGGAUUCAUAUUGGUAAUCAAUGUAUUAAAUUAUGUUUUUUUUUUAAUUUCAUAGUUUUAUCUAUGUGAUGUAGAUCUUGGAUCAAAAUCUUUUUUAUAGUAAUAAUUAAAUGAGAAAAAUUGUAUUUGAAAUUGAACACAUAUUGUAUUUGGACUGAUACAAAAUCAUGUGGUACAUAAAAUAUUAUAAAAAUAACAAAUAUAAAAGGUCAACAAAAUAAUGAACGUUUAGGAGUAUUCAAUCCGGUAAAACCGAACCAUUUAAAACCCAGCCAAACCGAAAUAGAAAAGAUAGUUUAAAUUUGGUAGUA